AUGCCACUGGCUGGUGUGGAUGCAGCUGUCCCGGCUUGUACCAUGCAGUAUUUGGUCCGAGCCUCCCUUGGGACGCUCUCCUCCUCCCCUUUUUGGAACCAGCACUCCUGCAGAGUUGCAGCAGCUAUUGUAGAAAGAGCGAGGACCGUGUGUGUGCCAACGUUUUAUGCUCUCAGUGGAAAGCUGGUUUCGCCAAAAUGGAAAAAUUUUAAAGGCUUGAAACUUCAGUGGAGAGAUAAGAUCCGUCUCAAUAACGCCAUCUGGAGGGCAUGGUACAUGCAGUACUUGGAGAAGCGCAAGAAUCCAGUGUGCCACUUUGUGACUCCACUGGAUGGCUCUGUUGAUGUUGAUGAACAUCGUCGGCCAGAGGCCAUUGCAACAGAAGGGAAAUACUGGAAACGAAGAAUUGAAAUAGUCAUCAGGGAAUACCACAAGUGGAGAACGUACUUCAAGAAAAGGUUACAGAAACAUAAAGAUGAAGAUCUUUCAAGUUUGGUCAGGGAUGAUGAUGUGGUUCUCUGGCAAAAAAGAAGGUAUGGCAGAGAAACCCCUGUCCCUAUGGAGGAAGGCAGCCUCUUGGAUGCAGAUAUGCUUAUGUCCGAGUUCACUGACACGCUGUUUUCCACCCUGUCUUCACAUCAGCUGGUUUCCUGGCCAAAUUCCAGGGACAUAGCACACUUAGGAAAUGCUGACAUGAUUCAACCAGGGCUUAUUCCUCUCCAGCCAAAUUUUGAUUUUAUGGACACUUUUGAGCCUUUUCAGGAUUUAUUCACGCCCAGUCGUUCCAGUAGUUAUUUCCCUUCUGUGUCUGCUGUCAGCUCAGCUACAACAGACAGCAGCAGCCAUUCUUCCCAGUCUCCUGUCCUGCCGUCGGGUUCAUUGCCCAGCACACUUCCAGCAGGGAACAUCAGUGAAGGACUUAUUGCUUCCUCAGUACCUGCUCCUGUCAUUCCUGAUGUUGGUACUGACCAGUGUUCCAGCAUUAGAAGCGGGGGAUCUUUCAUCCAGCCAGCAGACUUCACUCCUGACUCGUCUCUCAGCGGGCCACAAAUUUUUAUGCCAGUGUUUCAGACACCCUUGCCACUGCUUCAACCUGCGACACAACAGCACCAGUCCCCGUUGCCUGCAGUGCCUCUGAAUUCUAGCUUAAGCUCUCCACCAACUGCGUUUGCUGCACCAGAAACCCAGAAGUUUGGCCUCUGUGAAUCUACAGUUAUCACCCACACAGCUUCUGCUACAUUGACCCACAAUGCCCCUGCCACCACCUUCAGCCAGAGCCAGAACCUUGUCCUGGCAACGCAGCAGCCAGGUGCAGGAGUGCCUUGUAACCUGGCUUUCCAGACUACUGUCCUGCAGGGGCAGCCCUGGCCCCAGCUGCAAUCCCAACUGACAUUUGCACUCCUCAAAGCUGUUCCUCUGGCCAGUGCUGGGACAAGGCCCAAACAGUCGCAAAAAAUAGUGCCUGCUCCGAAGCCUGAAACAGUGCCCUUAUUGUUAAAGAAUGCCUUCAUCACACCAGCUGCCUUUCAGGGACAGUCCAGAGCUGUGAUUGUAACUCCAGCACCUUUAAAAAGAGAGGGGAUUUUGACGCCAGCCACGUCUCAGUCUAAUGUUGCAAUUGCACCAGCUGGAAUUGUCAGAGCUCCCGGGGUGACGGAGUUCCGUAGUAACAUUCUGGUUGGUCCAGCACAGCGAGCACCAAGUAGUCAACAAACCCAGUCCACAGUCUCACAUCUCUUCUCUCCUAGUGUAGUCCAGGAUGUGUUGGUGAAAGGAGAGCAAAUCCCUUCCCACAGUAGCAGUUCACAAGUUCCCUCACCUACACCUAGCCGAGACUGUCAGAAUUCAGGCCAAGCUUCCCCCUGCACCUCUGAGCAGAGCCCCAGUCCACAGUCUCCCCAGAACAGCUGCUCAGCUGCCACUGACCCUAAUAUGGCUGCACUUAAGAAUCGAAGAAUGAAGCAUAUUUCAGAACAAAAACGAAGGUUUAAUAUCCAGAUUGGUUUCAGUACUCUGAGCAGCUUGGUUUCAGCCAACUCCAAGUCGAUCAGCCAUGCAAUCACGCUCCAGAAAACUGUAGAAUAUAUCGCUAAACUACAGCAGGAAAGAACACAGAUGCAAGAGGAAACCAGGCGCCUUCGGGAAGAAAUCGAGGAGCUAAACGCUACCAUCAUUUCUUGUCAACAGCAGCUCCCUGCUACCGGGGUUCCCAUAACACGGCAAAGAUUUGACCACAUGAGCAAAAUGUUUGAUGAGUAUGUGAGAAGCAGGACGCUGCAGAACUGGAAGUUUUGGAUUUUCAGCAUUAUUAUUAAGCCAUUGUUUGAGUCCUUCAAAGCUUGUUGUGGAAACCAUUCCAUUAAGGAUCUGAAUCAAACUGCAAUGGCCUGGUUGGAUCAGCACUGUUCUCUUCCUGUUCUGAGGCCAAUGGUGCUGAACACCCUCCGGCAUCUAAGUACAACCACCUCAAUUCUGUCGGAUCCAUCAUGCCUGCCAGAACAAGCUGCUGCAGCAGUUAACAAGAUGAACAAAACAGCUGGCGAAACCUAA
Molecule: messenger RNA, 2550 nt
Organism: Phaethon lepturus (White-tailed tropicbird)
Lineage: Eukaryota; Metazoa; Chordata; Aves; Phaethontiformes; Phaethontidae
Gene: MLXIP
Product: MLX interacting protein
Exons: 17
Coding region: 1-2550 (849 amino acids)
Biological process (GO): regulation of transcription by RNA polymerase II
Cellular component (GO): nucleus
Molecular function (GO): DNA-binding transcription factor activity, RNA polymerase II-specific; RNA polymerase II cis-regulatory region sequence-specific DNA binding; protein dimerization activity
Source: RefSeq, a predicted model, not a curated record